UGACAAUAGUGAAAUGGAGGCAAAUCUGAAAAAAUGCCGUCGUGUGUUUUGUGCGAUGGAGAAGUCUUUGACUGUAUUGAUGGACUGUAUUACUGCCAAAGCUGUGGAACUCAGUCUCAGGAUAUGAGAGAUGAAGAGGCAGCAAAUCCUUAUGAAGCUGGAGUUGAUAGCCGAUUGCAGGUAUCAAGGAAGGGCAAAGGUGGAAGACAGAAACAGUUUUUUGCAGAUAAAGGGAAACCUUGGUUCAUGUAUGAAGCGUAUCAGUACAUCAUAAGAGUUCAAGUGGAAUAUCUCAUAAAACUUGGAGUCAAUGAUGCAUUGAAGGAUGUUGUCUUCAAGCUGUGGUACAAGUAUUUGCAGGUCACUGAAAUUGCCUUCACUGGAUCUCCUCAGGGAACUGUACCAACCAAAGGUUCAAUUUUUUACCAGCGAGAUGCUAAUCUCUUAAACAGAAAUCAAAGAAAUAAGAGUGGACGCAAGAGAAAGUUGGAUCCUUCAUGUGAAUCAGAUGAUGAUGAUGAAUUAGAACUGUGUUCACACUUUAGUGAUGAGGAGUUUUAUGAAGGUGAUGAUCCUUCAGAAGCAUUGCCAAAACAUGACGAUGAUGGCAAUGAUUUGAAUCCAGGUGAUGACUGGACUUCUCUCUGCCACAAUAAAGAGAUGGAUGUUGAUGAUGUCUCAGACAGUAGUGACGACGAAUUUAUUGGUUCCAUGACUUGCCGUCAAACAAAAAAAAGAGGAGUGUUGUGCGGGCAUGUUACCCUUCAGUCCACCUUAGCAUUUUGUUAUCUUGGCUUGCUGUGGAUAGAUGAACCAGUUUUUAUCAGCGACUUGGUGAGAUGGGCCAAACAAGGACAGUUUCCUUACUUCCAGACAACAAGACACAUCCCUGGGCACAUGAAGUUUGGUUCUGGUGAUUUUAGCUGUUUAUGUCCAGUCAUAGUUCCCCCAGUAUCGUCCAUUCUUCGACAUGCAUCAAGGAUUGCAAAGCUAUUACAACUUCCGUGUUUUCCAGAACCUAAAUUAUCCACCUACACUGCACGUUUUAUCACAGAUCUGCAUCUACCAGGUUUUCUUCAUGGUGUAGUGCGCAAACUAGCAGAAAAGGUGAAAGUUAAAACCAAAAUCCACCCAGCUCUCCAGACCUCCAUUCCAAAUCUUGAAGCUGGUGCUAUGGCUUUCAUUGUUGUUGCCUUGAAACUCUGCUACGGAAUUGACGACAAAACAGAAAAGGACCAGGAAGAAAAAGCCAUACCCAUGGAAUUAAGCUCAAAAGAAGGAACUUGUCACACAAUUCCCCUGUUCACUGAUUGGCUGAAAAGCUGGAAGCAUUGCGAAGCCAAGAAAUUUCAUAAUGGUAUUCCUUGGACAGAUGAACAGUUUGAACUUGUUGGUGACCCUACGUCAUACAGCGCGUUUUGUAAAUCGGACAUUUCUGGUUCGUGGGAGCCAGCCGACCGCGUUUACACCGGAAGUCAACAGAAAAAUUUGCGCGCGAACCGAAUCACGAACGAGGAGAGCCAGAGCAGGUAUGCACAACUGUUCAAGAGCUUAAUGACAAGACAACGGGACGAGGAUUUCAAUAGUACGGACACGCCCCAGGUUACAAGUUUUCCCGCCACGUGCAGACAUGUGGACGACUCUGAAAGUGGCACUGGAAGUUGUUUCGACAAAAUGCGUUCGCGUGGAAUCAACGUGGAAUUUGUACAUGGGAGUGGUUCAGUUGAGAGUAAUGAUUUGAAGUACAUUUGUUACUCAGCAGACCAUGCUGAUCAGGACACUUAUUUUCAUAGUUCGUACAAAGAGCUGUUGGGUGUUUUGGCAGACCGCAUAGAAAUGAGGCCAGCGGAUGUACAAACUAAAGUCCGAAAACUAGAGAAGGCUUUGUUUUUUAAACAAAAUCUUAUUAAUGGAGUGUUGUGAUCGACUCAAACUGUUGCAGCGUUUAAUCAACAGAAGAGUACUUAUCAUUUAGUAAAUCUGUUCUUUCCAAAGCAGGGAGACUUCUUCUUAGGGAGGUUGGCGCUUGUUUUUUCCAUUUUUUAGUCUACUAAUAUUCUUCUUGAGCUAUUUAUCUAUUGAUGUAAGUCUCCUCUGGUAAACUCUUCUCGCGAACCUUUUGGAAAUUUCAAAAUUUGAGACGAGUGACUUUCUUUUUUGCCUUAAAUGAUAUUUUUAGAAUAAGAAAUUUAUUAUGUGAAGAUGUUUCUAUUUUUUUCCUUUUCUUCUUUCUGUCUUUGUGCAGAAAUCUCGAGCAACCCUCCUAAUCAAUCAGAUGCAAAGUCAGGAUAAAAAAAACGACUUGCGUUUUUCGGCGCCAACACUCCUUUAUUUUGACUGGUCAUCGAGAUUACUUUACUGGUUUUUAGAGUUAUGACACUUAAGCCAAACGCCUGCGGAAGCAGUUUGACAAAUCUGAUAAAGUCAGAAAUAUCACCCCGCUCCAAACAAAUCGUUGUCUGAUACGUAGCUGCUUCGUGAACAUUGUCACUUAAAUACCAUGAGAACAAAGACCUUUUUUUUAUUUUCAUGAAAAGAAAAAGAUGCAAAAUACUUUAUGUCGGUAAACUUGACUAAUAAACAGUGAAUACAAGAG
Messenger RNA from Pocillopora damicornis (cauliflower coral), 2596 nucleotides. RefSeq names its product TATA box-binding protein-associated factor RNA polymerase I subunit B. NCBI's taxonomy places the organism in Eukaryota, Metazoa, Cnidaria, Anthozoa, Scleractinia, Pocilloporidae. Gene Ontology annotation, cellular component: RNA polymerase transcription factor SL1 complex; RNA polymerase I core factor complex. Gene Ontology annotation, molecular function: RNA polymerase I core promoter sequence-specific DNA binding. The record is from RefSeq and is a predicted model, not a curated record. Gene Ontology annotation, biological process: nucleolar large rRNA transcription by RNA polymerase I; RNA polymerase I preinitiation complex assembly.